AUGCCUGCAGGACCACCAUGUCCGUCGGAAAUACCUACAUAUUAUCCAUUAACCCUACAUAUAAUUGCUGGUAUUUCAAUUCCAAUUAAUUUUAUCGGGUUCUAUUUAGUUUGGUUUCAAUCUCCAAAAAUGCUUGGCUAUAAAUAUUGCCUUUGCUAUUUGCAGUUCGCAAGUUUUCUGACAGAAAUGCACAUGUCCUUCAUCUGCCCCGGCUAUUAUUUCUUCCCACUGACUGGCGGUUUCAAUACAGGCGGACAAUUUAUAAGUUCACAUCUUAGUAUUACAAUUUACACUUUUAUUUUCUCAUUUGAAGUUCCUUCAACACUUUUAUGCUUUAUUUAUAGACAUAAUGCGACAAAAAAUAUCAACAGGGGCUACUCGAGCAAGUUAUAUUUGGAGAAACUCUUUCUAAUUUUAACUCAUUUAUUCCCAUUUUCAUCCGCAUUUUGCAUGUUCCAGUCAAAACUUACCCCGCAACAAAGGAUGGAUUACGUGAAUAAUAACUUUCCGCAAUGCUUGGAAUGGCUGAAAUUUGAGGCUUUUGAAGUCUACGACUAUCAUCCAAAUCGAUGGCUGGUUGCUCUUGGAGCAGUAGUUUUUGCGACUAUUUUCGUGGCUUAUUCAUACGCCAUGACCCUUGGUGUCCACACUAUGAUUAUACUUCAGAAGUUUCGAAAAUCGAUGUCUCGUCAAACAUAUCAAAUGCACAAAACUGCACUUUUCAGCUUAAUUAUGCAAAUUGUGAUUCCAGGGGUGUUGCUUGUGGCGCCAUUGAGUUUUUGUAUGUUUGUGAUUAUAAUGGAGGAAGUUGGAUUGCAAGAGCUCGCCACUGGCUCUAUGUUCUUUGUGGCCUCCCACUCAAUGUGCUCCAGUGCGGUGAUGAUUCUGAGCAAUCCUAGAUAUCGCACAGUAUUGCUAGAGAAGACAUUGAAAGCUUUGGGAUUAUCGUCUGUAACAAUAGCAGCAAGAAGUGGUGUGGAGCCCAGUCAGAACAGUUUCGCCCCGACUACAACUUCAGUCGUUUCAGUCGCAAGACGGGCUUCACAGUUGACUAUUAGGGAGUUUUAG
Molecule: messenger RNA, 1068 nt
Organism: Caenorhabditis elegans
Lineage: Eukaryota; Metazoa; Nematoda; Chromadorea; Rhabditida; Rhabditidae
Gene: sri-16
Product: Serpentine Receptor, class I
Exons: 7
Coding region: 1-1068 (355 amino acids)
Source: RefSeq, marked reviewed